AUGCUUCGGGACGCCUGGUUGUUGCUGGUCCAUCCUCUGGGGCUGAUCCAGCUCUGCGCGACAGCGGCGUCUGCAGAGGAUGCAUGCAUGCCAGAGAAGGAGCUUCAGGCCUGCGCUUCUUGGCCGGUCGCGGCUGACUCGGAAGCGCUCAGCAGCUUCCUUCAGGUGGGUUUGGAGACCCACACGCAGGAGCCCCGAAGCGAGCACCUCUUGGCGGAUCUCUUGCGCGAGCUUCUCGCUGCGAAGGCGAUAGACCGAAGCCAGUCGCUGGCAAGAAGCCCGGCGCAGGCAUCGUCGCUUCUGCUUGCGCUGGAGAACAUCAGCAACUGCACAGUUGCCGUCUGCUACGCCCUUAGCGUGGCUGUUCUAUGCUUCAUCUGCUUCCGGGGGCUGCCAAAGAAGCAGCCCCAACACGCCAGUGUCCGACGCGGGGGCUCUACCAGUCUGGUGGUCUUCCUGGGCACCGUCUACGCGUUUGCCUAUUUUGCCACAGACCAGUAUGUGCCGAGCAUGCCGCAGAUGGAGGUGGACCUGCACGGCUCCCAAACGAUGCUGAGUGCGACGGUGCAGCUGAACCUGGUUGUGAAGGCCGUUUUUGGGGUGCUUUCCGCCAGUCUCUCCGACCGAAUUGGCCGCAAGCCGGUCCUGCUGGUGGGCACGAUGCUUCUUUCGGUGGCGAGCUUUUGCUGUGGCUGUGCUGGUCGCAUCGAAUGGUUCUUAGCGGCUCGGGUGCUCCAGGGCAUGGGCGAGAGCGUGGAGCCCGUCGUCUUUGCCAUGGCCAGGGACUUCUUCCCGCAGAGGGAGGAGCGCUUCCUGAUGGUGGCGGCCAUGAAGAUGCUGUCCUUCGUCGGCAUCGCCCUCGCUCCGUUUGUGGGCGGGCUUUGCGCCGAAUUCUUCAGCUGGCGUGUCACCUUCUUUGGCUUAGCAGUGGUGUGGGCUUUGCUGUUCCUCUACGCUGUCUUCGCGGUGGAGGAAAGCGCCCCUGAUAUCGAGGUGCGGAGCUACCUGAGCGAUAUCUCCCAGAUUCUGGACCCACAUUUGCUGAUCUUGCUCCUGGCCGAAAGCUUCAUCUUCGGUGGCUACUUCUCCUUCACAGCCAACAUCAGCUACCUCAUGGAGGUGGACUUCGGCUUUCCGAUCCUCUCCUCGUCCUUUUGCCUCCUGGGCUUUGCGGUGCUUUGCGGCGCGGGCACCUUCUGCGUGGAGAGGCUUCGUCUGAGCAGAGUUCUCGACACGGCAAAGGUUGCACUGACUGGGAUGGGCUUCGCAGGCCUUGUUCACCUAUGUCUUGGCAUGCUCCUUCCUGGAUACCUCGGGUCGUACCUGACGGGCACGGCGCUGCAGGCCUUCUUUAACAUGAUCUGCGCCGUGUCCUGCAACGUGCUGCUGCUCGAGCCGCUGGCAAGCUGCGCCGGCAUGGCCGCCUCGUGCGAGAUCCUGGCCAUGAGCAUUCUGCCAUCGGCCAUCUCCAUCUUCGCCACCCAACGCUUGAUCCAACAAGGGCCGAUUGGUCUCAUCAUGGUGCAGGCCACUUCCUGCUUCUGUGCCGGCCUGGUCUUCUGGCUAGGAUACGCCUCUUCGCCCCCGGCUUGGACGCUCGAGACCGAGGCUCCGCGGAAGGCGCCGCCGAAGCUGCCGAUUUCCUCCUCACUCAGUAGGCUGGAUCUCAGCCAGGAUUUCUUUCGCGAGACGUCGCCGGUGAGCAUGUACCUCCGCAGGCAGGUGAGCCUCUGA
Molecule: messenger RNA, 1734 nt
Organism: Symbiodinium sp. CCMP2456
Lineage: Eukaryota; Dinophyceae; Suessiales; Symbiodiniaceae
Source: the annotation of a GenBank genome assembly